UCUAAAUAACGACUCUAUAUUAACAAACAGAUUUUAAAAUAGAACUUUGCGAUACAUUUUGCAAGUUAUGGCAGCAAAAGAAAAAGCGAGUUGGAAAUCAUCAAUUAAUGAUACUGGAGAAUAUGUAAGAAAGCAGUCAAAAUUUAGGAACUUUAUUACAGCUGAUGGAUCUUCUGGAUUUCCAGCCGAGGCUAAUCGAUACCACCUCUACGUAUCAUUGGCAUGUCCAUGGGCACAUCGUACGUUCAUUUUUCGGAAACUAAAAGGAUUAGAUAAUAUUAUAUCAUGUACAGUCGUUGAUUGGCUACUUACAGAAAAAGGAUGGAGUUUUACUGAUAAGAGACCUAAAUGCACCCCAGACACCAUAAAUGGCAAGACUUAUCUCCGAGAAGUGUAUGAAAUUGUCGAUCCUGAUUAUGAUGCAGUUGUGUCCGUACCAGUAUUAUGGGAUAAAGUUCAAGGAAUAAUUGUAAAUAAUGAAUCGAGUGAAAUAAUUAGAAUGCUUAAUUCAGAAUUCAAUGAAUUUUGCCCAACAGAAGAACAGAAAUCGUUAGAUUUAUAUCCUGAAGAACUUCGCUCCCAAAUUGAUGAACUCAACAAAUUGAUUUAUCCGGAAAUUAAUAAUGGUGUUUACAAAUAAGGUUUUGCAACCAAGCAGGAUGCAUACAAUACAGCUGUAACGACUCUGUUCAAAUCUCUUGAUCGAGUUGAAGAAAUACUUUCUAAUAGGAGAUUUUUAACUGGAGUUCUUCUUACUGAAGCAGACAUUCGCCUUUUCACAACUCUUGUCAGAUUUGACAUGGUUUAUGUAGGACAUUUCAAGUGUAACAAGAAGAGAAUUGUAGACUAUCCUAACAUGUGGGGGUACGUAAAGGAUAUUUAUCAGACCGCUGGUACAUCAGAAACAGUUGAUCAUCAACAUAUAAUGUGUCAUUAUCAGCAAAGCCAUACAUCUAUUAACCCAUACGGAAUAGUAUCAAUAGGGCCUGAUAUUGACUUCAACGAACCACACGGAAGACAGUAAUAAGAACGGAGAACAAGGGCAUCUGAACAAAUGACUGUAAUUUAUUGCAUAAUGUAGACCAUAUAUCUAUAAUAAAGAAAAAUAUUUUGUUA
Messenger RNA from Mytilus californianus (California mussel), 1116 nucleotides. RefSeq names its product glutathionyl-hydroquinone reductase YqjG-like. Gene Ontology annotation, cellular component: cytoplasm. The record is from RefSeq and is a predicted model, not a curated record. NCBI's taxonomy places the organism in Eukaryota, Metazoa, Mollusca, Bivalvia, Mytilida, Mytilidae. Gene Ontology annotation, molecular function: glutathione transferase activity. The transcript is spliced from 8 exons.